This is a messenger RNA of Hibiscus syriacus, 777 nucleotides long. Its product is annotated as chromatin modification-related protein MEAF6-like. The record is from RefSeq and is a predicted model, not a curated record. The transcript has 7 exons. Gene Ontology annotation, cellular component: histone acetyltransferase complex. The coding region runs from base 126 to 605 and encodes 159 amino acids. NCBI's taxonomy places the organism in Eukaryota, Viridiplantae, Streptophyta, Magnoliopsida, Malvales, Malvaceae.
UUUAUUUUAUUAAGAAAACGAAAGGAUCCGAUCCGAGUCCCAUAAGGUUUCGCAAUCAAAGAUUGGGGGAAGCUCAAUCUUAGGUUUAGGGUUCUAAACAAGCUCAACGGAUUUCGCGCGAAAAUAUGGAUUACGAUGGUCAAAGAGGAUCCGCAACGGCAACGGCACCGUCGACGAUGUUGGCUUCUCUACUUAAUAGAACAGCCAAGCUCCAAGAAGAGCUUCGAAACAUUGAAAGACAAGUGUAUGAUAUGGAAACGAGUUAUUUACAGGAUCCGAGCCAAUGCGGCCACGUUUUGAAAGGUUUUGAGGGAUUCCUCUCUUCAUCCAAGAAUACUGCGGUAUUGAAGCGGUCCAGGAAGUUCCAGCCUGAAGAUAGGCUAUUCUCGUUGUCUUCUGUCACUUCACCUGCGGCUGAAGAGGUUGCUGCCGGUAGAGAUGCAGAUGGGAAAUAUUAUUACGGUGCUGGUCGGUCAAAGGGUGGAGGUUACUUUGCCAAUGGGCAAGGAAAGCCAAAAAAGGGCAGAGCUAGAGAUGCGAAAAGACUGCGACACUCUAGUGAACCAGAUUUUGAAUAUGAUGAUGAUCCCGAUGUCACAUUUUGAAACCAACUUCGAUCCGAUGAAAAACAAUCCUUGGUGCUCAAACUGAAUCAGGUGUACGUAAAGUUACAAUGUUGAAUGGCAGCUUGUACAGUAGAAAGCCUGUUUCCCAGCUAGAUUUGGGCAACAAGUUUCCCUUUUAUUUAGUAGUAUAUUACAGAUGACAUUCAUCACA